AUGCGAGGCCAUAACUUGGUUUGGCUUCUUGCUUUAUUUUGUGUCUUCCUGGUCACCGUUCUGGCCGAGGACUGUAGUGCAGAUAAGCCUUGUGCCACUGGUUGCUGCUCAAAAGAUGGAUUCUGCGGAACAACACCUGAGCAUUGCGGCGAAGGAUGUCUCGCGAAUUGUGACUAUAAACUCGGAUGCGACGCAAAUAACCCCUGCGAAAAAGGAUGCUGUAACUCUUUCGGAUUCUGUGGCCAUGGGCCAGACUUUUGCGGCAAGGAUGUUUGUGUGAACAAUUGUGAUCGCAAAUCGGAAUGUGACCCCGGCUUCGGAUCAAAGUGGGCAGAAAGCUCGACUUGCCCUUUGAACGUGUGCUGCUCGGAAUUUUGCGGAAACACAACCGUGAAACAUAAGACCUGCUCAAAAGAUCGAUAUCUGUCAAGAAUAGUAGGCUACUAUGAAGGAUGGUCCACUCGGCGUCCCUGCCAUAGGUUUUGGCCCGAGCAGAUUCCACUUGGCGUGUACAGCCAUAUCAAUUUCGCAUUUGCCACGAUCGAUCCUGAGACCUACGAAGUUCUACCAGCCGACAAUCGGGAUAAAGAUCUUUAUAAGCGAUUGACCGCCUUAAAGAAAUAUGAUCCCAAUGUGGAAAUCCUAAUCGCAUUAGGUGGCUGGACCUUCAAUGAUCCUGGCUCUACCGCUACUGUCUUCUCCGACCUUGCUGCGUCUGAAACAAAGCAGAAGAAGUUCUUCAAAUCUUUGACCAAUUUCUUGUCAAACUACGAUUUUGACGGUGUUGAUCUAGACUGGGAGUAUCCCGAAGCCACCGACCGCAGCGGACAGCCUGAAGACUAUAAAAACUUCCCGACGUUUAUGAAAAACCUGAAGAACGCCCUAGAUGGAACAGGAGGGCGAAACACGCUUUCAAUCACACUUCCCGCCUCCUAUUGGUAUCUUCAACACUUCGACUUGAAGAACCUUGCCAAACAUGUCUCUUUCUUUAACAUUAUGUCCUAUGACAUGCAUGGUACUUGGGAUGAAGGAAAUACAUGGACAGGUGCAUACCUCAAUGCGCAUACCAACCUUACCGAGAUCAAACAAGGAAUGGACCUUCUUUGGCGCAAUGACGUGAAACCUGACCAGGUGGUGAUGGGUCUUGCUUUUUACGGCCGUACGUACACCACAAUUGGUGGUUGCGUCGAACCUGGAUGCGAAUAUGCAUCGGGAGGCCUCGCUGGAAAAUGCAGCCAUGAAACCGGCAUCCUACUCAACAACGAAAUUAUGGACAUCAUCAACGAGAAGAAUCUCAAACCUAAAUUGUAUAAGGAGGCAACCGUCAAGGUGGUCACUUGGGAUGACCAGUGGGUUUCUAUAGACGAUAAAGAAACUCUGGGCCUGAAGGCGGAUUUUGCUCGCGAGCAAUGUCUCAGUGGCAUAAUGGUCUGGGCUAUCAGCCACGACACUUCCACGGGUGACUUCUCCCGGGAUUUGGCAAAGGUAUCCAACAGACAAGUAUCUAUGCAAUUCGACCAAAUCGGCGAUAACGAUACCGUCAUCGAGAGAACCGAUCAUAGCCAAUGUCGCUGGACAGAUUGUUCACAACCUUGUCCGGCUGGGUGGUCAAUGAUCGAGCGAGCAGAUAAAUGGAGGAAAUACGACGGUGAGCCAAUGAUGGACUCCACUUAUUGCGGUGGUCUCGGCUACGCUUCAUUUUGCUGCCCACCAACAUCUCCGCUUCCAAAGUGUGGCUGGUAUGAUUAUGGCAAGGGAAAAUGUACAGCUGGAUGCCCUGACGGAAUGCUUGAGAUUGGCUCAAUACUAGAGGGAUGUGAAUUUUCUGUGCCUCAGCAGUAUCAGUCGGCUUGCUGCGCCUCCACAGAUGACGAUGGAAAUGAAUUGAAGAGCAUGGCUCUAUAUAACACUUGCGAAUGGUCUGAUUGGCCCACUUGUCCAUCCGGGUCGUGCUCCGGUACAAUGGAUACCGUACUGGUCAAUUCGAUGUGGGGUACCGGCGUUUCUAUGUGCUACAAAGAGGGUCGCGACCUCUGUUGUGAUACUUCGAAAAAGAACAAGAAAUUUGAAAACUGUGACUGGCACGAUGGCAGUGACCUGAUCCACCCCGUUACCGACAACCGUUGCUGGAACGGCUGUCCCGAGGGUCAAAUUCGGGUAGCAUCGAACAGCGAUGGUAAAUGUUUAUAUAGCGGUGCGAGCUCAUACUGCUGCGAUGGCACCGACUACACGGAGACAGAGCAUCUAUCAGAUGAUUUGCAAAAAUUCAAAGAUGAGCUUGGCGAUUGGCUUACGAACGCCAAAUGUGAACUGCAUCUGGCUAAAAGAAGUGGCGGUCUCGAAGUACGUGAGGAUCUUUGUGAGAUUGUCGCGAAGCAUUCUCUAGUAGUCAAGCUAGCUGCAAUUUUUGCUGGCUACUUGAAUUUGAGUGGUAGAACAAGCCACUAUAAUCGACUCGCCAAUAUAUGGAACAUGGUCACUGAUACAUUUGAACAUCUCAGUACCAAGUUCAUGCUUCCAUGGAUAACAUCCAAUGAUACAUAUCCAGAAUUCUAUCAACAGGGCUAUGAGGUUACUGCAAUGCACAUUUUGCAAUUGCCUGAAGGUUAUGACAAGAUGAUUGCCAAUUCCAAAGACACUAUCUUCUGCACAUUAGAUUUGUGUGAAUACGGAGAUGGUAUGUGUGAUCGGGAUGAGAGCGAUUUGGACCUCAAACGCCGUCAGGCCGAGUGGACAGAAAAGAGAGACGUGCUUAGACUUUUGGGGAAACGAGCCAAAGCAAAGAAGGAAAGCGUUCAGUGCGAAGACGAAGAUGGCACCAAAAGACAAUCCAGUAUACUCGGUUCGCAUAUCCUGGAGCAAGUGAGUGGCCCGCAACAGCUGUUCAAGUUAGAGAGGCCGUUGUUCUGGCGAAUUCGGAUAGUUGUACAAACACCGAAGUCGAGGAACAUGAAGCUUCUACGGAGGAACGGGCGCCUGGAGAGAAUAAUAGCAAUCCAGAAAUCAACACAUCUUAUUGAGGUUAAAAUGAUGAGUCUGUUUAUGCAAUGGGCUGUUAAAGGCGGAAACUGUGGUAUUGACUGCAAUUUCUUUCUUGAUUUCUUCACCCAGGAUGUCAUCGAAAACGCACCUCGCACACCAGGAAGCAGUCAAAAUCUGAAGAAGCCAGCUGAUCGUGUCAUGGAACAAUUUGGAAGCAAAUCAAACAAGGAAGUAUUCCGGAUGCUCAAACAAAGUAUCAAUGCAAUCAAAGGUGAUCUUUGGAGUUUGAAUGAAGCUCCGGGAGCACCAGGCUCCUGGCCAGAGCGGGUUCAGGAUGAUAACCCGCGUGGGGCAUUGAGUGUAAUCCGAGAGACAAUUUCGGUUUACAAUUAUCAGAACAUGCCCAAAGUUCUGAAACGCUUCAAAAUGGUUAAUGAUGGCAUUCGUGCUGAGCUGCACCGCACUUCAAAGGCAUACAAAGAUCAGAAAGGAGUGGACAUCGACCUUGUAGACUGUUGGGACCGCUUUUUCAAAUCCAGGAAGAAUCAAAUGAUAGAAACAGGCCGCAACUUUGUCAAUGAAGCGAUUGAGGGAAUGCGCACCAGAUGGACCCAAGAUUCAGACGCCAGUGUUGAGUGGAACGACCGAGCUCGUGCGGUCCGCGAUGCUCUUACAGAGCUGGAAGGCCACAUUGGGGAGAUUUACAUGGAUGAUCUCGAGCUUGAGGAACUCAGUUGA
This is a messenger RNA of Penicillium macrosclerotiorum, 3720 nucleotides long. RefSeq names its product CAZyme family GH18. Gene Ontology annotation, biological process: carbohydrate metabolic process. NCBI's taxonomy places the organism in Eukaryota, Fungi, Ascomycota, Eurotiomycetes, Eurotiales, Aspergillaceae. The transcript has 8 exons. Gene Ontology annotation, molecular function: hydrolase activity, hydrolyzing O-glycosyl compounds; chitin binding. The record is from RefSeq and is a predicted model, not a curated record. The coding region runs from base 1 to 3720 and encodes 1239 amino acids.